GUGACAUCACCACACACACACACACACACAUGCACCAAACCCACUGCACUGCACUGCACGCCAAAUCUCUUUGUCUCACACACACACACACACACGAACGAGCCGCUCUUUGAGCCGACAAAAUGCGAGCCAGUCAUCUGUCAUCGGUGGGUGCAGACAUGGAACCAUCCCCUUCACAUCACACCACCGCUGGCAGGAGGGGAACCCGCAGUGUGUGCAGGUACAGCACUAAGGCAGACAGGAGCAGCAUGCCGCCAGCCUGCAGCAUGAAACACACACACACACACGAACGAUAGAGUGAGGUGUGUGUGUGCUAUAUGUGUGUCGGCAGGGUGCGGGGGGUUUGCUGGCUGGCUGACAGUGGCAGCCCUCCCUCUCUCUGCAAGCACUCUGGCUGUCUCUCUGGGCUGAUAUGGGAAGGCCCCACAUGUUUGGAUGGGCACACACUGGGGAGGCAAACCAGCCACCGUCUCUCUCUCUCUCGCUCUCUCUCUCUCUGUCUCUCUGUCUUUCUGUUCGUCUGCUGGCGAGGGUGUGCGUGUGCGUGUCUGCUCACCUGGUGUGCGACGCCGAGGUCCACCGGCACAUACAUCAUCAGGGUGGCGAUGCCUAGCAAAACCUGGUGAGAUUGAGCCGUUUACACACACACACACACACACACACAGAGAGAGAGAGAGACAAAUGGACGAUGUGAGUGCAUAGUGAGGUGGGAUGGGUUCCCCUCACCCAUCCACUCACCUGUCCAAAAGCAGCGGCCGGGAGGAGGUGCGCCGCAAACUGCACACACGGACGGCACAGACCAAAAGGAUAGAACACACGAUCUCCCUCUCCAUGUGUGGACAUACCUUGACGGCUGGUGACACAGGCAGGCUCCUCGCCGUCAGGAACAACCCUGACACAAACAAGCAAAGAGAGACGAUGGAGUCAUCCAGCCAUUGGUCGCUGUGGGCCGCUGUCUGCCACCCACCUGCCGUCGAUGCGAGUGUGGCGUAUGCGAGCAGCCUGUGGUCGAACUGCACCACGGGCGUGCUCUCAAACACAUUGCGGAUCAGCCCGCCGCGGAGCGUCUCGAACACCUCGGGCGGCACCCAGCUGCACCCCCCCAUAAAAACACAAUCAGCACGUCUCUCUCUAUCUCUCUGUCUCUCUGUCUCGUAGCUCACUCGUCAAGCAUUUUGGGCCAGGUGUUGUAGGCACGCCCCGCGUCAUUGCCGGCCACAAACGCACCUAACAAACAGAAGGAAAGAAGAUCUCUGCCACAUCCAUCCAUCCAUCAAUCGGCUCUGUUGGGCUGACCAGACACAAGCGUGAUGCCGAGCAGAGCGGCCAGUGGCGCACUGAAGCCCCGCAGCCGGCGUGCCGCCUGCACCAUGGCCUGUGUGGGGUGCACCGUCUCUGGGAGGGGUCGCAGAAGGGUCAGGGAGGUCCACAGGCAGCCGGCGUAGAGCGCAAAGGCCAUAGUCAGGUGGGUUGCCAGCCGAUAGGGCGAUACUCUGCAGUCAUUCGUCAAUCCAUCCACCACAAUAUCUGUCCUCUGUGUGUGUCCUGGUGGCCAUACCUGGGUGUCUUGAGCUGUGUGGUGGGCUCUGUGAGCCCGCUCUUGACCAUCCACCAGCCGAUGCCGCCCUGCAUCGCGCCAAAGGCGAAAAGACCUGCACCAAACCCACACACGCGCAUCUGUUGUGCCCUUGUGCUCUCUCUCUCUCUCUCUCUGCGCCUCUCUGUGGCACCUACCUGCGAGCCUGAUGAGCAGUGGUGGCCUGAGAGCCCCUCUGAGAAGGAAGUAGGCGAGCCCGGUGCCGAACACCACACCAGUGAAGCGGCCAGCCAUCCUGGAAAGCGCAACACACGACACAGCAGAGCAGGAGCCAUGUCUGCAGUAUCGUAUUGGUGUACCUGUGGAACCACUCGACAAAGUAGAUGUACUUGAACUCGUCCAGGGUCAUCCCGUAGUUGAUCUGGGUGUACUCGGGAGUCACCUGCACACAGACACCGACACCGACACUUCAGCAAUCAACCGACUGUGGCUCCGUUCAUGAGCCGCCCAGGAGCAUUCAUUGGCGACCGACCUUGUACUUGUCGAACUCCACAUUCCAUUCGUCUUCAGUGCUCGGCAGCGGGCGCCCCUACACACACACACACACACACGGGAGCGAAUACGUAAACAGCCACACAGCCACCACACGCAGCGUUGGUUAGUGCUGUUUAUCCUACCUCGAAUUUCCAGUCGGUCAUUGAGAGGCCCGAUUUGGAGAGCCUCGUGUAGCCGCCUAUCGUCACCAUCCCAAAUACGCAACCAGACGAUGCUGCUCAACACACACAUCAGACACAGCCCAUUCCAUGGUUGUCUGUGCGCCUGUGUGUGUACUCCCUCCCUCACCGAGAAGCCACCAGCCGACGGGUUUCUCAAAGCCUGGCCUCACCCACCCCCCGCCCCAACCUCCACUGCUGUUGCUGGUAGUAGUGGUGCCCUCCGACGCAGUCGCUGACUCACCAGCAGCCGUCCUCCCACCCACACUGACAACCAGACCAUUCGCACAACGAACAAACAGAGAAAGUACAACACCCUCACGCCACUGAUCUCUGUCGGUUGGUUUCAUCAUCGCACCUGCUGUCAGCUACAGCCGCUGAUGUGAACCCCCGUUGCUGAGCCCGGCCAGCACCACUCGGUGGAGAGCUGCCUGGUGCCGAUGAGGGCGGCGACGAUGCGUGGCUGGACGCAUCAGAUCUGAUGGGACGGAGCUGCACGCGGCGGGACAGAGAGGUCCGGAGGGCCAUGCGGUGGCCGGCGUAGCUGCCUUGCAGCAGGCGAGCAAACGAUGAGUACCGAUACAUACUGCACGGCCUCAGAUCUGAACCCUUCACCUCCGUC
Messenger RNA from Vitrella brassicaformis, 2872 nucleotides. The record is from the annotation of a GenBank genome assembly. Lineage: Eukaryota; Vitrellaceae.